UUUUUCCCCUUCUUCCGUCUACACAGCACCAAGCUUCCAGCCGGGGAAUUCAUUGUCUAGUUACCCACCUAGCGGAGGCAUUUAUAGAAAAUCACUAACGCUUACACCAGUGGGGGGUCCCUCUUCGUCGGGCCAAGAUGAGUAGCAACCCCGACGUCGAGAAGCUGCCCGCGAAGCAGCCGGUGGUGGACAACCAUCACCAUGUGUCGCCGGCCUCGCUCGACCACUCGAACGAGGAGGUCGGGAUCGUCAACAAGUCGGCGCCUCUGGUCCGCGAACUGCGCAACCGACACAUGCAGAUGAUCGCCAUUGGCGGAGCUAUCGGCGCCGGUCUUUUUGUCGGCUCCGGCAACGCUCUCCAUACCGGAGGGCCCGCGUCGCUCGUUAUAUGCUACACCAUCAUCGGAAUCAUGCUUCUGUUCACGACGCAGGCUUUGGCCGAGAUGGCCGUGCUUUUCCCCAUUAACGGCGCCUUCUACACCUACGUGGUCCGUUUCGUUGAUCCGUCCUGGGGCUUUGCCAUGGGGUGGGACUAUGCCAUCAGCUGGCUCACCGUGCUCCCGUUCGAGCUCAUUGCUGCGGCCAUCACCAUUAAGUACUGGCGCGAGGACCUCAACCCGUCGGUUUGGAUCGCGCCUUUCCUCGUGGUCCUCAUCAUAAUCCAGAUAUUUGGCGUCCGGGGCUAUGGCGAGGUUGAGUUCGUGCUCAGCGUCAUCAAGAUCAUGGCCUGCAUCGGCUUCAUCAUCGUGGGCAUCGUCAUCAACACGGGCGGCACCGGCAGCCAGGGGUAUCUUGGUGCGCAGUACUGGCGAGACCCGGGGGCGUUCCAGAACGGCUUCAACGGCUUCGCUGGUGUUUUUGUCAUCGCGGCCUUUGCGUUUGGCGGCACCGAGCUCGUCGGCCUGGCGGCGGCCGAGUCCAGCGACCCGCGGCGCUCGAUCCCGCUGGCGACCAAGCAGGUGUUUUGGCGCAUCUUCUUCUUCUACGUCGUGAACCUCUUCAUCGUCGGGCUCAUCGUUCGGUCCGACGACAAGCGGCUGCUCGGGUCGUCCAGCGCCGACACCAAGGCGUCCCCGUUCGUGCUGGCGCUCGAGGAUGCGGGGAUCCAGGUGCUACCGCACAUCAUGAACGGCGUCAUCACUCUAGCCGUUAUUUCUGUCGCGAACUCGUGUACUUUCGGUUCGACGCGCACCAUGCAGGCGCUCGCGGAGCGCGGUAUGGCGCCCAAGAUGCUUGCCUACGUCGACAAGCGCGGCCGGCCGCUCGUGUGCAUCAUCAUCCAGCUCGCCUUUGGGCUACUGGCCUUCAUCGGCGAGUCGGCCGACUCGGGCAAGGUCUUCUCGUGGCUGCUGGCGCUGAGCGCGCUGUCCUUCUUCUUCGUCUGGGGCUCCAUCUGCCUGGCGCAUAUACGCUUCCGCGCGGCCUGGAAGCUGCAGGGAUACUCUCUAGACCUUAUCCCUUACAAGCCCACGCUGGGUGUUUAUGGCAGUUGGAUCGGGCUCAUCCUCAACAUCCUCUGCCUCAUUGCCACCUUUUACAGCGCCCUUUAUCCCUCUCCUAAUGCCACGCCCGAAGUCGAGUACUUCUUCCAGCAGUACCUCGCAGCAUUUGUCGUGAUCCCGCUAUACCUGGGAUGGAAGAUUUACUCGAGGGACUGGAGGCUGUAUGUGCCGCUGAGGGACAUCGAUCUCAGGACGGGGGUGCGGAUGCUUGACCUUGAUGCCGAGCCCGAAGAGAAGAAGAGCUGGUUGAUGCGUGUGGCUAGGGGUUUGUUUUAAUCCCUACCACGGAGCUAACUAAGCCAAGUGGAAGCGAUAUGAAAGUCGGAAUGUGUAGGUAACUAGUGCACCUAGCUUUUAGAUACCAACUGUUUCCAUUGUUAUAUUAUGUACCUGUUUGUUAUUUCUCGUUUAUUUAGAUGCGAUUCCAUCGUGCUACAAGUCACGAUUCCCAUCUGAUCCAUC
Gaeumannomyces tritici R3-111a-1 is the source of this 1964-nucleotide messenger RNA. Its product is annotated as amino-acid permease inda1. Lineage: Eukaryota; Fungi; Ascomycota; Sordariomycetes; Magnaporthales; Magnaporthaceae. Gene Ontology annotation, molecular function: amino acid transmembrane transporter activity. Gene Ontology annotation, biological process: amino acid transmembrane transport. The coding region runs from base 138 to 1778 and encodes 546 amino acids. The record is from RefSeq and is a predicted model, not a curated record. Gene Ontology annotation, cellular component: membrane. The transcript is spliced from 5 exons.